UCCAAAAGGGAAAGAGGAGAAUUCACCAUUGCGCCAGUAGAUUUCCAAAUGCAUCGUGAGUUUGAUAAAGGUGAUACAUUCGCUCUGGAACUUUCUUGUCGCCUUCCGUCUGGGCAAUUACUGGAGAAGAUCCCAAAUUGGAAAAUAUUCCGUCAGGAUGUGGUUCCAGUAAUUGUUCACGUAAAUCUGGCACGCUUUUGUAAUGGUGAUGCUGAUGCUGAGGAUUAG
This is a messenger RNA of Gongylonema pulchrum, 228 nucleotides long. The record is from the annotation of a GenBank genome assembly. NCBI's taxonomy places the organism in Eukaryota, Metazoa, Nematoda, Chromadorea, Rhabditida, Gongylonematidae.